UUAACACUCUCUAGACAAGGACGGUUUAAAGAGGCAGAAGAGCUACAAUUGCAAGUCCUGCAGGAGAGAAAGAGAGAGCUGAGUGAUGAACACCCUGAUACGCUAACCAGCAUGCAUAAUCAUGCCGUCACGCUGCAUUCAACAGCUCGUUGCAAGGAGGCGUGUGCGCUCAUGGAAAAAUGCUACCAAUCGUCUCGAAAGAUCCUUGGUGAACAACACGAUUUCACACAAUCUUCGUCUGCUUGGCUUCAUCACUGGCGGGAAAAAAGACUUUAA
Messenger RNA from Bipolaris zeicola 26-R-13, 276 nucleotides. RefSeq lists its product as uncharacterized. Gene Ontology annotation, molecular function: protein binding. Lineage: Eukaryota; Fungi; Ascomycota; Dothideomycetes; Pleosporales; Pleosporaceae. The annotation marks the transcript as partial. The record is from RefSeq and is a predicted model, not a curated record. The transcript has a single exon.